GGGCUGGUGGUACAAGACCACAAUGGCCUUCAAGCUGAUCUGUGUGGUGGCUGUGCUAGCUUUGGUGACAAAAGAGUGUGACUCGCAGCUCUCUGUGUGUGGUCGACCAUCACUAAACACCAGGAUUGUCGGAGGAGAGGCAGCCCCUCCAGGCAGCUGGCCCUGGCAGGUCAGUCUGCACAUCUCUAAACAUUUCUGUGGAGGAUCUCUAAUCAACGACCAGUGGGUUCUGACUGCUGCUCACUGUGUUGAAAGCUUCUGGAAUUCAUCAGACAAAGUGUCAGCAUAUCUUGGUCGCCAGAGUCAGGAAGAAUCUAACCCAAAUGAAGUCAAUCGGACAGCGUCACAUAUCACUAUUCACCCUGACUACAAUUCUUCAACUCUAGACAAUGACAUUGCUCUUAUAAGGCUUUCUAAACCAGUGAAUUUCACCAGCUACAUCUCACCAGUCUGUCUAGCUGCCUCAGACAGCACCUUCUACAGCGGGGUUGAGUCCUGGGUAACCGGCUGGGGAAACAUUGGAUAUAUUGUAGAUCCCCUUCCAUCCCCUGGAAACCUUUUGGAAGUGGAGGCUCAGAUUGUGGGAAAUGGUCAAUGCAGGUGUGACUAUAGUGACCUAGGUUAUAUAAGUAUUACAGACAACAUGAUAUGUGCUGGGUUUCAAGAAGGAGGGAAGGGACCCUGUUUUGGAGAUUCUGGAGGUCCACUGGUUAGUAAGCAGGGUGAUCGCUGGAUUCAGGCUGGAGUUGUGAGUUUCGGUGUUGGUUGUGCUAAGCCAUUUUUCCCAGCAGUCUAUGCAAGAGUGUCCCAGUACAAUGAGUGGAUAAACAGCCACAUCACCAGAAACCAGCCGGGCUUUAUCACCUUUACAUCCAACGGGAGUGAAAGUGAUUUCAAUAUUUCCUGUACAAAACCAACCUUUGACCCAGUGAUAGUAAACAUAUCUGAAGGUACGAAAAAACACAAUCUCAUAAGCCCCCUUUCCACUGGCUUGACUUGGCCUUAAUCAACUCAACUCCAGCAAUUA
This is a messenger RNA of Cyprinodon tularosa, 1027 nucleotides long. Its product is annotated as serine protease 27-like. Lineage: Eukaryota; Metazoa; Chordata; Actinopteri; Cyprinodontiformes; Cyprinodontidae. The transcript has 6 exons. The record is from RefSeq and is a predicted model, not a curated record. Gene Ontology annotation, biological process: proteolysis. The coding region runs from base 23 to 1006 and encodes 327 amino acids. Gene Ontology annotation, molecular function: serine-type endopeptidase activity.